UCAAAAUGGCUGCCUUCAGUGGCAGUAGUAAAACGUCGGCUAUCUCAAAAGCUGAGUACCUGAAACGUUACUUGUCUGGAGAUGGAGACGCCAAAAAAUCCAAAGAACAUAAAGUUAAAAAGAAACGAAUCAAAACUGUCCGGACGGGGAUGAAAAUUGUGGAUGACGACGUUCACUGGAAGCAGCUCAUAAACACAGAAGAAAAGGAGAAUCUUGAGGAGGAUGAAGAAGAGGCGCCCGUGGUAGCCGAGGUGAUAGAUGAACGCCCAGAAGAAGUCAAGCGCCUGGAAGAAUUUAGAACCAGCCACAAGUGGAGAACGGUCGGAGCUUCAAAUGAAGAUUCCCAGGACUCUCAAGAAUUCCAGUGCUCAACAAUUAGCUCAGGAAGUGAUUCUCGACAGCAGGCAGACCAGUCAUCAAGGCGAGAAAGGCACGAUUCUCCUGACAUUUCACCGAAGAGGAAGAUUCGCCACGACUCGCCAGACUUCUCCCCACCAAGAAAACAGCGCCACGAUUCACCCGACCUUUCACCUGUGAGAACAAGGCAGCUUGAUUCACCUGACCUGUCCCCCCAAAGACAAAAGGCACAACCAAAAAAAGGGCGACAUGAUUCCUCUUCACCGUCCCCUCCACGAAAGAGCCACCAUAGCUCCAGGGUGCCAAAACAUGGAAGCAGAGACUCUUCCCCUUCUAGAAGGAAAUCCAAGGCAAUGGGGUCAAGCAGGUGGCAAAACGACUCGGAUGCAGACCUGUCUCCUCCGAGGCAUCCUUCUCGCCGAUCUCCGGGCUCUGACCUCUCUCCCCCAAGGAAGCGGUCACAGGGGAAGAGCAGGGGCUCAGAUUCUGACCUCUCGCCUCCCAGGAAGCGGCCACAGGAAGACCGGGCCUCCGACGCCGACCUCUCUCCUCCCCGGAGGGUCUCUCGACGUUCCCCUGAUACCCAAACAGCUCCGCGGAUGCUGUCAGGAGGAUCUGCAGGCCUGGUUUCUCUAGACAUCUUGAGGAAGGAGCAGGAAGAGAUCCGCAGGCGAGAGAGGAACAACCAGCCCCUGGAAGAGGAGUCCCGCAACGCUCAGACGGUGUUCAGAGACAAGUCAGGGAAGAGGCGGGACAUUGAGCUGGAGCGGGAGGAGCAGCGCAGGAAGGCUGGGGAGAAGGCAGAGAAAGAGGAAAAAUACGCCCAGUGGGGGAAGGGGUUGGCGCAGGGCCAGAUGCAGCAGCAGAACCUGGAGGAUGCCCUGCGGGAGGCACAGAAGCCCCUGGCGCGACACAUCGACGACGAGGACCUGGACCGGCUGCUGAGGGAGCAGGAGAGGGAGGGCGACCCCAUGGCGGCCCUGCUGCGCAAGAAGAAGGAGAAGGACUCGCAACGCAAAGGGGUCAAAGAGCGACCUCGUUACAUGGGACCACCACCACCCCCAAACAGAUUUAACAUCAUGCCUGGGUACCGCUGGGAUGGAGUGGACAGGUCCAAUGGUUUUGAGCAGCGGCGGUAUAACCGGAUGGCAGAUAAGAAGGCAGUGCAGGAGGUGGCUUACAAGUGGAGCGUGGAGGACAUGUAGACACACAUGGACCAGACUGAACUUGACCACAGCAGGCUCAAUCAGCCAUGUCCACUACAGUACACCUGAGACUAGUAGGGAGCAUUAGCAGCCCAGGACAGUGCUCUGAUUUUACAGGGCAUUUAAACUGAGUUUCCAUGGACUCAGAGAUGCCAUCAUUUACCUGGUUUCUUUGGCAUGUUAAUCCUAGGACAUUUGUUUAUGGACAGAAACUAGCAGACAUCAAAGAUGCAGGGUUAUUUUUUUUUUCAGGUUUGUUUGUAGUUUUAUAUGAAAUCAUGUCACGAAGAGCAACCUUUAAUAGAAAUACUUUGUACCCUGUUGUCGGUACUCUUAAUAUUUUAAAUGUUUCUCUUUUUUUCCCCUCGGUGUCACACACGUAUUUUAUUUUUGUCAAAUGGGAAUCAGCAGACCAAGGGAUGGUUUUCGGUUUUUGUCCAAAAAUGGAUACCACAAGCUGACCAGAUGACUUGUC
Megalops cyprinoides (Indo-Pacific tarpon) is the source of this 2037-nucleotide messenger RNA. RefSeq names its product BUD13 homolog (gene bud13). Gene Ontology annotation, molecular function: RNA binding. The record is from RefSeq and is a predicted model, not a curated record. Gene Ontology annotation, biological process: mRNA splicing, via spliceosome. Gene Ontology annotation, cellular component: RES complex; U2-type spliceosomal complex. NCBI's taxonomy places the organism in Eukaryota, Metazoa, Chordata, Actinopteri, Elopiformes, Megalopidae. The coding region runs from base 6 to 1562 and encodes 518 amino acids. The transcript has 11 exons.